Alosa sapidissima (American shad) is the source of this 1261-nucleotide messenger RNA. It is a transcript of the gene c1qb, whose product is annotated as complement component 1, q subcomponent, B chain. Gene Ontology annotation, molecular function: protein binding. The record is from RefSeq and is a predicted model, not a curated record. The transcript has 3 exons. NCBI's taxonomy places the organism in Eukaryota, Metazoa, Chordata, Actinopteri, Clupeiformes, Clupeidae. Bases 16 to 933 code for a protein of 305 amino acids.
UUUUCAAAAAUAAAAAUGAUGAACACAAAUAUUUUUUAUUUCCUCAAUUGUGCAACAUGUUCUUCUGGUAAAGCAAAUGUUACCCACAGUGACCAUUUUGGUUUGAGAGGAACUAAGACUACGGCAGCUUUUCAUUUUCAACACAUCUUCUACACCAACAAAAGCAGAGCUGCAGGACCAGAAAUGGCUUGUCCUUUCAGGCUGUGCGCGAGCGCAGCAGUGACUGUAAGCAUCCUGUUAUGUUUAGUGGCACCGUCUGUGGCAGACACAUGCAGUGGCUCCCGGGGCUAUCCAGGCGUGCCUGGCAUCCCUGGGACUCAUGGAAGUCCUGGAAAAGACGGCCUAAAGGGAGAGAAGGGAGAUCCUGGGGAGAGUGGCCACUGGUUGAAAGGCCCAAAGGGCAAUAUGGGCCCACCGGGACCCCCGGGGAGACCAGGCGUGCAGGGCGAUCCGGGGAUCCCAGGCCUACCAGGCCCUGAGGGGCCGAAGGGGGAGAGGGGGAGUCCCACUAGCAGCAGCGUGCCCUUCUUCUCCCGCAAGAAUCCACCUAUGUCCAGAUCUCCGGGGAAGGUCCCCGUUCGCUUUGAGUCGACCUACGUCGUCUCAGAUGAACCCUUGACCCCGGAGCAGACUGGAGUGGCACUGGACAAGGGUGUGUUUACAUGCAGAAGGAAAGGGCUUUACUACUUCACCUAUCACGUGACUUCGAUGACGCUCAUCUGCCUGAACAUCAUGAGGAAGGAGAAAGGGCAGGAAGAAUGGGAGGCCAUUUUGGAGUUGUGUGAUUCCUCGCAAGGCUAUCUGGUAACCUCAGGGUCUGUGCUUCUAGAACUGAAUAAGGAUGAUGAGGUCUCUUUACAGCCACCUGAUACUUACAAAAUAGAUGGCAAGCCUUCUGCAGAAAGCACCUUUUCAGGCUUUCUGGUUUUCUAAACCAACUAAAGCGUAGGGUAAGAAACAAACCAGAAAAUGAAUUGUAUUCUCACAAAUGAUCUGCUUAGAUUUCUAUUCAUCAUUUGAUAUGUUAGGAGGUGGUGGAAGCUUUAAGCAUGAUGAAAUUCAAAUGUAUUAAAUGGUUGGUAAAUGAUAUAUUCAAUGAUUUAUUGAUUCAAUUAAAUUGAUGUAUAGCAAACUGAACACAAAAUGGACAUUAGAUUAAAGCAUGACUGGAUGUUAAUGGUACUACCAUUAUUUCUUUUAUAAUCUUGUGUACAAAUAUCUCAAUGUGAGUGAACGUCUUGCAAUAAAUCAUAAGCACUUA